AUGGGGCCGUUUGCGUCCUUGUUCCUUCUGUCCCUGCUCUUUUCAGCACAGGUUACUGCGCAAAACAGCAACUUCUGCGAGAAAGAAGUCCUUGUGGAGAAGGAAGUUGAACAAGAGGUGGAAGUGACCGUGUGGAAGGAGCUACGGUACCAGGACUGCGCCGCCCAGCGGCCGAACGACGUACUGCUGGGCAAGGAGACCUCCAGCGUGGACGGCAAGGUGUACUGUCACUUCAACAGGUCCACCAUAGAGACUGUGGUACAGUUGGUGACCGUUACUGAACCAGACACCAUCACUGUCUGCUGCGAUGGCUAUACAGGAGAUACUUGCGAAAUAGCCAUCUGUAGCCAGGGCUGUAACAACGGUGGAUCGUGUGUGGGACCGAACACCUGUGACUGUGCCGGGACAGGCUACACCGGAGAUACAUGCCAUACGCCUGUGUGCAGUUCCGGCUGUCAGAACGGAGGUUUGUGUGAGAAGCCGAACAUCUGUACCUGUCCUGCAGGAUGGAGCGGCAACAGCUGCCAGACUGCUGUGUGCAGCGCCCCCUGCCAGAAUGGAGGGAACUGCAUGGCUCCUGACACCUGCUCCUGCCCCCUGGGGUGGUCCGGGCUGGACUGUUCCACUGGUAGGGAGUGCCUCCAUGGAGGCAGGUGCAUCGGACAGAACCUGUGCAAGUGUCCUGAAGGGUACGAGGGAGCAAACUGUGAAAACGCUAUCUGCCCCUCCCCCUGCCAGAAUGGAGGACAGUGCGUCGCCCCGAACAAGUGUCUGUGUCCCGAGGAGUAUGAUGGAGACAACUGUGAAAUCAGUUUGAUCAGUGCUGUAGCCGCCACCCCAGCCCCCCUGCUGGGCUCGGUAGGGUCCACUCUGCAGGAGGGGGUGUGUUCCUUCUGGGGCGACACCCACUACAGCACGUUUGACGGACACCAUUUCUACUUCCACGGGAACUGCUCCUACAACCUGGCGUACGAGUGUGGGGGACUCUUCUAUAUACAGAUCCUGAACAAGUUUGAGUGCAACGCUGACGAGUCAGACUGUGACAUCGCGGUGCGGAUCAUCUCAGGUCCGGCUGAGAUCACGGUCACGCCCGGACAUCACACGUUCUACCAGGACCAGGAGCAGACACUGCCGGCCAUCAUCAACGCUGCCGUCACCGCCGAGAGGAUCGGGGCUUACACCAUCCUCAACUUCCUCGAUGGAGUGAAGGUGUUGUAUGACGGAGAUGAGUCGGUAACCGUGGUGAUACCCAGCAGCCAGCGGGGCAGCAUGUGUGGUCUUUGCGGGAACUUUGACGGAGACCACACCAAUGACUUCCACAGCAUCUCUGGAAAGGCGUUUGACAGUGCGACAGAGUUUGGGAACAACAUGCACGUGAACGACGGACGCAAAUGCACCCCCGCACCGACCAACCCUCCCCACCCCUGCGCACACCUCGCCUCGGACGAGAUCAUAGCCAUCGAGAACCGCUGCAAGAUCCUCUACUCCGAGGCCUUCUCCGCCUGCCACGGGUCUGUGGGUCCGAAGGAGUUCUAUGACAGCUGUGUAGUGGAUGUGUGCGAGUGCAGGUUGGGGAGUAUAAAUGACUGCAGCUGUGACGCGCUGACGCAGUACUCCCGCAUGUGUGCGCAGAAGGGAGUGGAGCUGCAGUGGAGGAAUGAAAACCUGUGCCCUAAGUCCUGCAGCAAUGGUCAGGUGUACACAGAGUGUGGCACGUCCUGUCCGAAGACAUGUGAGAAUGCAGACUUUGAUCUGGAGUGCACCGAGGCCUGUGUGGACGGCUGCCACUGUCCUAAAGGAACCCUGUGGGAUGGAGGUAACUGUGUACCCAGGGAACAGUGCCCGUGUAUGCUGAGGGGACAGCAGUACUCACCUGGGGCGGUCACGCAGAACGGCUGCAAUGACUGCAAAUGUGAGCGUGGAAAGUGGACCUGCACUACCAACAUCUGUCCUGCGACCUGCUCCGUCAUCGGCGAGUCACACUACACCACGUUCGACGGUCGGCAGUUCCAGUUCACCGGAAACUGCGAGUACGUGCUGGUCCAGAAACGUGCCGGGACCGCCAAGCCGUUUAUCGUGUGGGUCGAGAACUCCAACUGUGCACUCGAGGAUGAGGGUGUGUGUGCUCACAGUCUGUCUGUGCAGAUUGGAGAUGGGGCUAUCUAUAGGCUGAAGAACCUGAACAGGAUAAACUACAACGACACAGACAUCAGCCUGCCGUACCAGGGUGACGGGAUAGCCGUGCGCCGGCUGUCGUCUGCGCUGUCCAGGUUUGAGACUGACGCUGGCCUGGAGGUCGUCUGGGACGGAGGAUACAGGAUCUACAUCAAACUCCUGCCGCAACAUGCUGGGGAGGUGUAUGGCUUGUGUGGCACCUACAACUACAACCAACAAGAUGACUUUGAGACGCCGAAUGAUGACACGGUGGUGAACACAGCAACUUUUGUCAACUCCUGGAAAACCAACAGUGACUGCGCUGAUGUACCUACAGGAGUGACCAUGGAUGCCUGUACCAUCCACCCCACCUACAAGUCCUACGCCAAGUCUGUGUGUGAGCAGCUGAAGGCCGGGCCGUUCCUGGCCUGUAGUGAGUUUGUCAGCCCGAGGCCCUUCAUAUCACAGUGUGAGAGUGACCUCUGCAUGUGUCUGGCCAGAGGUAAGUUUCUGAAGGCCGAGCCGUUCCUGGCCUGUAGCGAGUUUGUCAGCCCGAGGCCCUUCAUCUCACAGUGUGAGAGUGAUCUCUGCAUGUGUCUGGCCAGAGCUGAAGGCUGGGCCGUUCCUGGCCUGUAG
Messenger RNA from Branchiostoma belcheri (Belcher's lancelet), 2790 nucleotides. Its product is annotated as SCO-spondin-like. The record is from RefSeq and is a predicted model, not a curated record. The coding region runs from base 1 to 2790 and encodes 929 amino acids. NCBI's taxonomy places the organism in Eukaryota, Metazoa, Chordata, Leptocardii, Amphioxiformes, Branchiostomatidae. The transcript has 21 exons. Gene Ontology annotation, molecular function: protein binding. Gene Ontology annotation, cellular component: extracellular matrix.